Epinephelus fuscoguttatus (brown-marbled grouper) is the source of this 443-nucleotide messenger RNA. Its product is annotated as AMP deaminase 1-like. NCBI's taxonomy places the organism in Eukaryota, Metazoa, Chordata, Actinopteri, Perciformes, Serranidae. The record is from RefSeq and is a predicted model, not a curated record. Gene Ontology annotation, cellular component: cytosol. Bases 1 to 426 code for a protein of 141 amino acids. Gene Ontology annotation, biological process: IMP salvage; AMP metabolic process. Gene Ontology annotation, molecular function: AMP deaminase activity. The transcript has 3 exons.
AUGACCGAAGAGAGAAAGAGGAGAGACCUGGAGAGGGAGAGAGACCUGGAAAGAGACCUGGAGAGGGUGGAGGUCUGGAGAGGGAGAGAGACCUGGAAAGGGAGAGAGAAAACCUGGAGAGGGAGAGAGAAACAGACAAGCAGACUCAAGAGCCCCAUGCUGCAGUACCUGUACUUCCUCACCCAGAGCCCCAUCGCUGUGUCCCCACUCAGUAGCAACAGUCUCUUCCCAGAGUAUGCUAAGAAUCCUCUGCUUGAGUUCCACAAGAAGGGACUGAUGGUGCGUCUCUCCACUGAUGACCCCAUGCAGUUCCUCUACACUAAGGAGCCCCUGAUGGAGGAGUACGCCAUCACAGCCCAGGUGUUCAAACUCUGUGACAUGUGUGAGAUCUCCAGGAACAGUGUGCUGCAGAGUCUGCUGAGAUAAGAAACCUUACGCCAAUC